This is a messenger RNA of Bombus impatiens (common eastern bumble bee), 1383 nucleotides long. It is a transcript of the gene Eh, whose product is annotated as eclosion hormone. Lineage: Eukaryota; Metazoa; Arthropoda; Insecta; Hymenoptera; Apidae. Gene Ontology annotation, molecular function: ecdysis-triggering hormone activity. The record is from RefSeq and is a predicted model, not a curated record. Gene Ontology annotation, biological process: neuropeptide signaling pathway; ecdysis, chitin-based cuticle. The transcript is spliced from 3 exons. The coding region runs from base 86 to 349 and encodes 87 amino acids.
CCGUCAUCGUACACUGCUCAGUGUCAUUCGUCUGGUUUUAUCAAUUCCAGCAGCCUCGGCUCGAUCCAAGCGCCAGCAACCAGUCAUGAACGCUUCAACUCGCAUUUUGCUGGUGCUCUUCGUGUCCUACGCUAUAGCCUUCAUGCUCGUUGCAGGGAGUGUUCCCUUCGACCGAGCCAUAGGAGUGUGCAUCAGAAAUUGCGCCCAGUGCAAGAAAAUGUUCGGUCCGUACUUCCUUGGACAGAAGUGCGCCGAUUCUUGCGUCAAAUACAAAGGAAAGCUCAUCCCCGACUGCGAGGAUGAAGGUUCGAUUCAACCGUUCCUCCAAGCUCUCGAUAGCGACUAUUAAAACUCGUAAUGCUUAUUCGUGUCAACGUGCAUUAUACGUAAUAUGUGCCAAAAAUACGUGUUAUAUAUAUAUAAUAUAUAAAAUAUGUGUUACAUAAAACGUGUGAAUUAUGUGUAAAUUCGCAAGCAGAGGUCUUAAUCUUUUAGAGUCUAAGCAGUAUUCGACGUUUAGUUCUUAUUUAACAAGCUAUUCUCAAAGACAGAUCGUAUUCUUGUAACGAAUAAUGUAUUUGUGUUAAUAUAUUUCUAUGCUGAAUCGUUUUAUAUGUUACAAUUGAAAAGAAUCGAAUGAAACUGAAUGUCGAGUCUAGUUUGACAAAGGGUUAGACAGUAUGUAUAUAAGAUCAUAGUAUAUUUUUCUCUUGAGCACAGGGUACCACGAAUUUUUACUUUUGUAAUCAAUUUUUAAUCGAAACUCAGGGAAACGUAUAAGUAUGUGCGAGAAAUUGAGAGAAUUUGAUUUCACGCCUUAUUUGUGAGUAUUAUAUAUCAUAUUACAUGUAUUAGCUAAUAACAUCGACCAAAAAUUUGGGAUCAUUUGUCACGAUCAAUUACAUUUAUAGUGAAUUUUCUGCUAAUUUUUAUUAGUCGUUAUUAAUUCGAAAUUGAUCAUGAUAUCGACACUAAUUCUCGUUUAAUUUCGAUAGUUUUCUGUGCAGAAGUUUUUUUUUACAUAACGUUCAUAAUGUUCUUAAUUCUUGGCUUCUACGGAACACGGUUGUAAUUCCAAAUUUUUGGCUGGUAAUGGGUUUCUAUCGCCGUCCAAAGUAUUAAACGUGAAGUAUUACUAAUAGUAAUAAAUAUCAAGUGAAAGAAAAACAUUUACUUUCUACAUCACAUUUAUGAAAAUAAAAUUCUCCCUACAUCUAGCAUCAUCGAAAAAGCUUUCUUCAAAGCGUUUUUAACAUCGCAACAACAACAAAAAAUGUAAAGAAAUGUUUCAAAAUUUAACACCAUCGACAAGCUAGAAAAUAUGUACCUUUAAAAUCACGUUCUGUCACAAACGAAAGGAACAGGACGGUACUUGACGAUUUU